This is a messenger RNA of Seminavis robusta, 1202 nucleotides long. NCBI's taxonomy places the organism in Eukaryota, Bacillariophyta, Bacillariophyceae, Naviculales, Naviculaceae. The record is from the annotation of a GenBank genome assembly.
AUUUUCUUUCUUCCUUCCAUUUUCUUCCACUCUCUCUGGUUUCUCAUCACCGUAUCGUUUGCUCUGACCAUGACGGGAACAACCACAACAACGACACCCCCCUCCGCUUCCAACAAAAUGACCAAGCAUAACAAGAAACGAGGACCCAAGCCCAAGAUGACCAAGGAAGAACGGCGCGCCAAAUACACGCAAUUGGCGCGAGAUCGAGAAACCCGUCGGCGCAAAAAGCUCCAACACGCAAAUGUCAUUUGUUACAAUUGUCGAGAACGAGGCCAUGCCGUGGCCGAUUGUCCCAAUAACACUGGAGAACGCAAGAAGACCCAAUCGACUAUUUGUUUCAAGUGCGGAUCGACCGAACAUUCCCUCAGUCAGUGUCCCAAACGACAAAACAGCAACAGUAGUGAUCUUCCCUUUUGCCAUUGCUUUAUUUGUCAUCAAACGGGACACCUCAGUUCCAAAUGUCCACAAAAUGAAAAGGGAAUCUUUGUCAAUGGGGGAGCUUGUAAAAAGUGUGGAUCCAAGCAACACACGUCGAAACAGUGUCCCGAGAAUCAAGACAACAACAACAAGAAAAAGGAGAAAUCCGUCACGGGACUACCCGAAAUAAAUCCACAAUCGUUAAUGGAAGGGAAAGGGGAUGAUUUGGCCGGAAUUAGUGAGGAACCAACAACAACCACUGAUACUACGGACAAGCCAGAAAAGAAGCAACAAAAGAAGAAACGGCGCGUGGUCAAGUUUUAACCUAGAGAGGGCUCAUUGAACUAAGAACAUUCAGGAUGAUCCCUCUGCUCACUCCGAGACAAGCUUGAAAUGUCCAUCAUGGACUAGAUGGAGACGACCGUUGAUACUUUCCUUUUAGACUGAAAUAUUAGAAGAAGUGCCAAUAGAAGAACAAAACAAGAGACGCCCAAGGGAAGAAGCUGGUUGCUGGCAAGAGAAAUGCUACAACUAUCAAGCAAAGCUUCUGUUCUGUUGUUGCAGGCCACACAAAGUCGAAAGACAACAGCACACGCAUGGUACCGAUAGAAGUAUACAAUGUACCGUAGCGGAAAUGCCUCUUCCCUCAAGCAUGUACUCAGAAUCUCCUCCAAUGGGGCUUUGCUGAUACGAACUAACUGUGUGCCUCUUGUGGUCCUGUUGUUCUUAUGCUUUACAUUGACUUUGCUAAACGAAUUAUUCUAAAUUGCGAGGAUGGUCGUUUU